CUAAUUUUAACCAUUUAAAUACGUAAACAAAGACGCGAAAUUAUCUAUUUGAACUUUAACCGGACUUAAUCUCGAUCAUUUUCCUUUUUAAACAUCAAUAUAUUUCAUAUUUGUCUCAGUUCUCUUUAGAACUGAGAAGAAUUUUAAUAAGUGCUUGUUUGAAGCGAAAUUUUAUGAUUUUGUUGGAAAAUCGUCGAUUUAUGUGCUAUUGUAAUCAAAAAGAAUCCUCAGAAUCGUUUAAGAUGUCCACUGUUGGCCACGCGGCUUUCGCCGUCUGCAAAGUUCGGGAAAAUCGCGAAAAAACCAUCCAAAGAAUGCAAAACAUCGACGAAAAGAAACCUUUCAACAUUGAUCACCAGAUGGCGUACACCCCGAUGAAAUACAACAGUAAAUUAAUGAACAGCAUCUGGGGGAUGUACAAUCGUUAUUCCGUACAUAAUUUGAAAAAGAUUAUGGAUGAUGGCGAAAUUGUUGCAGUGGGUCAACAGGGAACUGUUGGCAACACUGCAACCAAUUUAGACCGGGGAUCUGCUAGUACAAAGACUGCGACCAAACCCCCGGGAAAUUUAAUGCAAAAUUGGUUCUCCCCGACCGAUUAUUCAUAUUAAGACCAAUAAAAAACAUCAUUGAUAUUACAUAACCUAAAA
Messenger RNA from Onthophagus taurus, 647 nucleotides. RefSeq lists its product as uncharacterized. The record is from RefSeq and is a predicted model, not a curated record. NCBI's taxonomy places the organism in Eukaryota, Metazoa, Arthropoda, Insecta, Coleoptera, Scarabaeidae.